Rubroshorea leprosula is the source of this 572-nucleotide messenger RNA. NCBI's taxonomy places the organism in Eukaryota, Viridiplantae, Streptophyta, Magnoliopsida, Malvales, Dipterocarpaceae. The record is from the annotation of a GenBank genome assembly.
GUCACCACUACUACAGUACUACCUGCUUUAGAGGGCAACCUCCUAUUCGGCUAUUCCCACCAUAAUAAUAGUAUCUUCUUCUCUCCUCUUGCUUUUUGGCAUUCCCUUUUCUCUAUUCCUCCCAUUUCCUUCUCUUUUUUUCUUUGUCUUUUUCUUUAAUUUCUCUCAAUCAUUCUCUUUAUUCUCCAUAUUCAUCUUUAAAACCCAGAUUUGAGCAGCCUUUUGGGAAUGGAAACCAGCUUCAACCCACACAAUCUUCACUUCACCUCUAACAUAAGGUUUCACAAGCAAAAUCAUCCAGACAGGACAGAAACAGAGCAUGAUGCCUCAGGACUUAGUUUGAGGAGCCUGACCAAGAUUAUUCUGCCUCCUCUGGGUGUCUCAAACUUUAACCAGAAUGAAAUGAACUCCAAAGGAUGGUUCAUCUCCCCCAUGGAUUCAAGAUACAGCUAUCAUUUGAGGUACUUUGGACUUGUUCAUGUAGGCAUGAUGCUUUAGUGGGUCAGUGUCUGCGUUACACUUAUGUGUGUGAAGAAUGAUGUUUGAUGUAGUAAUAAAUUAAGCAUUAGCUU